AUGUCUAAUCGAAUUCAGGCUGUUAUUCUUGCUAAUGAUGAAUAUAUAAUAAACCCUGAAAAUGGCGACGAUCAUACGGAGUCAUCUAAGCGAACGGACUUUGCAAUGUUUUUACCAUUGAUAAAAGAUGUUCAAAAAUACGUGGACAAAGUUGGAGAAUGUUACGAAAAUGCUGAAUAUAAUAUAAGAGUUUGCAGUGUAUUACUUAAACGUGUUAAUAACGCUGGAGGCGAAGUGAAAAUUUUACGAUUCGUUAAAGUGAUUGAACAAAUUCAAAAUUUUGUUAUUGAUGUUUCGCAGUUGCAAGGGGUUAAAGCACUUACUCGUGCGUCCAAAGGCCGUCUCUAUUUUGGAAGACCGAAAACAGAUCAAAACAUCGAAGAUGAAGAAGCUAUAAAUCUGGAUAUUCGUGAUAUGAAAAAUACGGACAAAAGAUUUUUAGAAGGAGUAGGAACUAUCGCUACUCUGAACAAGACCUUUCAGAGAAAAGAAAAUAUCGUUCUUUUUGAUGAAAUACUCGACGACGCAGUGCUUAAUAUCCAACACUUUCAGUACACCGGAGUUUUCGAUAAAGUUCGAUACACGGCGCCAGAGAAACUUAAAGAUAAUAAGUAUCCAUAUGAUUUAAGUCUUCUUUGGGAAAUAGCUGAACAAAGGAUCCCAUUUCAAAGUAUUGAAAAUGAUAUUGUAGAAAUUCGUCAGAGGGUUCUUGAAAAUAAACGAGAACAAUUUUCUUUACCAUUGCAAGUUCCAUUUGAAUGGGCAUAUAUUGUUAAUAAAGCUCUCGCGACUAUAUUCAUGGAACUAUUUGAUUUUUCUGAAAAACAUCUUCAACAUCUGCCAGCUACUCAGCACCCUAAUACUCAUCUUCCUUGGGAGAUUCCAAUGCCAAAUAUUGGGUUGGAUAUUACUUGCUUAAAUAUUCAAGAAACUGCUGAACAACGCGAAAAUGCAAGAAAACGAGCUGCACAAUUAUUUAAAGAAACAGCUGAUAUGGAUUUGCCUGAGGCUCAACUUCGUUAUGGUCAUUGUCUAUGGAAAGGCGAAGGUGUCGAAAAAAAAUGGAUCAUAGGCUGUGGAAUAUUUUGA
Messenger RNA from Ambispora gerdemannii, 1089 nucleotides. Lineage: Eukaryota; Fungi; Glomeromycota; Glomeromycetes; Archaeosporales; Ambisporaceae. The record is from the annotation of a GenBank genome assembly.